Molecule: messenger RNA, 1218 nt
Organism: Pocillopora verrucosa
Lineage: Eukaryota; Metazoa; Cnidaria; Anthozoa; Scleractinia; Pocilloporidae
Source: RefSeq, a predicted model, not a curated record
AUGGCGUGGUCAUCUUGGAGUGGCGGCUGCAAAGAGUGCAAGAACAGUCAGUACCGGCAAAGAGUCGGUCCUCCUGAAAUAAAUUCUCAGCGAGAGAAGUCUGUCAAAUUACAUUCAACACUUCAAAUUCAGUGCUUCGUGAAGGGUUUUCCUAAACCAGAGGUGAACUGGACAAAAGAUGGAAAGUUACUUGAUACCAGGAACAUGCUCACGACUAAUCGAGUGACUUAUGGCGAUGCUGGUCAAUACAAAUGCAGCGCUAAAAACAGUGAAGGGAAAAAUGAAGCAGCUUUUCAUAUUACAGUCACAGGUCCUCCUGAAAUUAAUACUGAGCUCAAGAAUCAGUCGGUUAUAUAUAACUCGUCGCUUCAGUUCAUUUGUUGUCUAAGCGGUUUCCCUACACCUGAGAUACUCUGGACUAAGGAUGGGGUGAAUCGCGGUAACAAGAACACUCUCACAAUUAAUCGAGUGAGUUAUGAAGAUGCUGGUCAAUAUAAAUGCAGCGCUAAAAACAGUGAAGGGAAAAGUGAAUCAGCUUUUCAUAUUACAGUCACAGGUCCUCCUGAAAUUAAUACUGAGCUCAAGAAUCAGUCGGUUGCCUAUAACUCGUCUCUUAAGUUCAUUUGCUCUCUGAGCGGUUUCCCUACACCUGAGAUACUGUGGACUAAGGAUGGGGUGAAUCGCGGUAACAACAACACUCUCACGAUUCGCCAAGCGAGAUUGAAAGACUCUGGUUCAUACACCUGCAGCGCCAAUAACAGCGAAGGAAGCAAAAACUCAACUUUCUGGAUCCAAGUGGCGGGAGUCUCUCCCCAGAUCAUUGAGCCUCCGAAAAGCCAAUUUCUUACCGAAGGAUACCCUGUAAACCUUAAUUGCGUAGCCUCAGGUAUUCCAACACCAACCUUCGUCUGGACUUUUAAUAAUGGUGACCUGCCAUCUGGUAUCAAUCAAACCGAUCACGAAGAAGAAUCAUUCCUAGUUUCGCCAAGUGUCACGAAAGGGAUGAAUGGGACUUACAAGUGUACAGCAAAAAACAAAGCAAACACAACCAGUUCCUCAGCAACUCUGCGUGUUUAUGGAAAAGCCUCUGCUCAAGUUGUUCCAGAGACAGACAUAACAGUCACCAAAGGAGAAACCCUCACAUUGACCUGCAAAGUCAACGAAGAAACAAUAAGCAUAAGGUGGAAAAAAGAUGGAGAAACAAUAACAGAAAGAGCA